Molecule: messenger RNA, 488 nt
Organism: Vavraia culicis subsp. floridensis
Lineage: Eukaryota; Fungi; Microsporidia; Pleistophoridae
Exons: 1
Coding region: 1-423 (140 amino acids)
Source: RefSeq, a predicted model, not a curated record
AUGUUCAAGGUCCUGAUUGAAUGUCAUGGCAGUAACUCAGUUCGCUCUUGUAUCGUGUAUCAAGCCUUUUGGUUAGAACAGGCAUUCAUCGCAAUCUACCCAUCCCCAACACACAUCGUAUUUUAUGCAUUUCUGUCCACAAAUAUUGCUGUGCUCACUCCGGUGACAGGGCGUAUCGCAGUGCACAGCCCUGGUAGGUUAGGAAACGAAUCUUUGAACAUGGUGCUUUGCCACCAAUGGAAGCAUCGUCAUGAAGAAUAUUUACAGGAAUGUGUCACCGCAUGUAAUGUAACCGUUUCACACGGCGAGCACGUUAAAUGUGCUCAGUGCGAUGAACGGCCGUAUUUAUCCGGCAUGACGAACAUUCAAGCCUUGUAUGCCCACCCAUGCUUGUUACCAUUCAGUUCUUCUAAACCAUUCUAACACGUACUACCUCUGAAUGCCUGGUACCACGAAAAGACCGGCAUCCAAAUGAAUGACCGUAUGUG